AUGUGUUUCAGUUUGCUAAAACAUACAGUUUCAUCUAAAUUCACAGGAGUCUUCAAAGUCACGCACGUAGUCGAGGUCAGUCCUCAGCUGACUGAGAACAGGAGCAGCCGGAGGAAGUCAGACAUGAUCAGGACAGAUCCUGGUUUAAAAUUACCGGGCCGAGCUUCGAAGAGUAGAAAAUUGGGAUCCAGCAGAAGGAACAGUGCAAAAAAUGAUCAACAACCUCCAGAGGUUCAGGAAAACAGCUGGAUUUCUGCCCUAAAAACAGGGCAGGUUCUGACUGAAAGUGUUAACCGCAGCGACACUGUUUCAGAUAGGGUCUCUGCAAGAAAGAGAGUGAAGAAAGAAACAUGUACAUCUAUCCCUUCCUCAAGGGAUGAGUCGGACCCUCUUCCUUCUAAACAACAAGACUGGGAGGGUCUGGAAGAGGCUGAAACAGUCCCUCUACCAGGCCCGCUCACCAAUCCGAACCCCGCACCCUACAGCGACAAGAAGAGAACAGAGUCCAGGAGACCUCCCCCUGAACCAGCCCAGGAGCAAAAGGGAGGACACCACACAAGCACAGGCAUCCGAGGCCCCCAAAUACCGCUGGCGAGCCUGCCCAGGUGGACCCAAACCCUGCAGUCCACAUACCCCCUGAAGCAGGCCAUCCAGCCCACUGAAGGCCCAGAAACCCCAGAAACAAGCACAAGCGUCAAAAAUCAGAAGCCGUGCACUCUGGGACUUCACUGUUCUCUUUGUGAAAUGGAGCUGCUUCCUGAUGCGCAUGGCGCAUUAAAACUUGCUCUGUGUGAGUUAAAGCAUCUGGAUGUUUUAAGAAAAGACAGAUUUAGACCUCCUGGGCCGGCCUCCUGUUGUCAGUGUGCUUAUAAUCAAACAUCCAUUCCAGACAACGACAACUGGCUGCUGGUAGUUGAAAGUCUUCCAUCACUGAAGGCCCUGAGACGAACCAUGCAACCUUACCACAAAAACAGUUUAACCGCAUAUAAUGCCAUCUGGAGUCCUAAGGAGUGCUCUGUUACCAGAUAUCUGCAGUGUAAAGGCUGCUGCUCUCAGAGCCCUGAUGUGUCUGCAGCUUUCAUAGCAGCUGAGAUAUUGUACCCAGGAAAGACAGCUCAAGAACAGUUGGUCUAA
Molecule: messenger RNA, 1134 nt
Organism: Menidia menidia (Atlantic silverside)
Lineage: Eukaryota; Metazoa; Chordata; Actinopteri; Atheriniformes; Atherinopsidae
Source: the annotation of a GenBank genome assembly